AUGGAAUGGUGGGUCUACGGUCCUAUUAUAGUUGCUAUAAUCAUGUUCCUGCUAGUGGGAACCGUAUUUGAGAGGAGAAUAGAAGCUGCUAUCAGACGUCUUAUGGAACGUCGCCAGGAACAACUAACUCCGAGUGAAAAUUUAACAACCCACGAAUCCAUCACACCAAACGUGGUAGCAGUUGCUGUGUCUACUACCAAAUUGCUGCAAACCAAGUCUUACGCUCAAAUGCCAUCUAAACUGGUAGUGCAUUCCUCUGAACCAACAAAGAUAUCCAGCAGAACCACAUCACGCACUCUGUCGCAGAAGAAUAUGGCAUCGAGAAACAGCGCGACUGUCAUCUUGAAUAGAUCUGUGCCCAAGUUACACGCCUAA
Molecule: messenger RNA, 375 nt
Organism: Leptosia nina
Lineage: Eukaryota; Metazoa; Arthropoda; Insecta; Lepidoptera; Pieridae
Source: the annotation of a GenBank genome assembly